CCGACGCCCUUUUGUCUCUGACAAUCGGCAUGAGGGGCCAAUCAUCCAACGUGGGCGGCGCGGGAAUGACGCGCCAAAAAGUGUAGCUCCGAUAAUUAAGUCGUUGCGUCAAAGCUUCCCGUCGCCUUCGUCACCACUUAUACACGCCCAUCACUCCAGAAGACAAUGCGCACAACGCCCUUUUUGCGCAUCCAGCCCUCUGACAAGACCCCUCGCACCGCUUCGAGGCUAUCCCCCACCUCCCUGCUGCCACUCCCAAAGUAGGCAACAUGGCGAUGGCCACGCAGCGAGCCGAGGCAGCGGAUCCAACCGGCGUGGGAGAAGUGUCGCUCGGCCAAAAAAUGAUGUCUGCCGUCUCGGGUAGUGUCCUCACGUCGUUGCUGGUCACCCCUCUCGACGUCGUCCGCGUACGACUACAAUCGCAAGAAACCGUCCCGACCACCUCGCCACGCCCACGCGGAUUCAAUGGCCCAACACUCACACAAUUCCGCGAUCUACCACCCAAUCUCGGCAUCUCCUCGUGCUGCAGAGAGGUUUUUUGGAUGAACAACAAGGCACCCUUCUGCGUAGCGGGGCCAACUAUGGCGCCCAUAAACCCCGCCGAUUUGAGCUGUGCCGUGGAGGAGGUCGAACGCAAAACCAUAAAUAGCACAUGGGACGGUCUGCGCAAGAUUGCCCAGAACGAGGGCCCGCGGACACUCUGGAGAGGACUGUCACCGACCCUAGUCAUGGCAGUGCCUGCAAACGUCAUCUACUUCGCCGGAUACGACUGGCUGCGAACAGCACAAGCCUCACCUUUGCGACAAACUGUUUCCGAUGCGUACAUACCAUUAGUGGCAGGAGCCGCUGCACGAGUUCUUGCUGCCGUAGCAGUGGGUCCCAUCGAAAUAUUCCGAACACGAAUGCAGGCAGCAAAUUCUACUGCCACCGCCGCUGGGCACUUCCGCGAUACAAUGGACGGGCUUAGAGAAAUGGUCGCCAGCCAGGGUGUCUCCAGUUUGUGGAGAGGCCUCACAUUAACCCUCUGGCGCGAUGUACCUUUCUCUGCCAUGUACUGGUGGGGCUACGAAGCCACAAGAAACGUUUUGACAGACCAACGAGGAAGAAGGGAGGCUAGGAACGAUGGUUUCGAAUUCCGCAUGGGCCGAGGCGAGGAGAGAGUACGGAGAAGAAGCAGGUCAAGAAGCCAGGAAAACCAUAGAGAUACAUUGGUCGACAGCUUCAUCGCUGGUGCUACGUCAGGAGCAGUUGCUGCUUUCAUCACUACACCGUUUGAUGUUGGAAAGACACGCCAACAAGUUGCGCGGCACAUGGGCGACACUGCAAAGGACAUCGCAAACUCAACACGGCCAGAAGACCAAUCCAUGCCACGCUUCCUCGCGCAUAUUUACCGCGAACAAGGCAUGCCGGGUCUGUUCAAGGGCUGGGCAGCCAGAUGUCUCAAGAUCGCGCCUGCAUGCGCUAUCAUGAUUAGCUGCUACGAGUUCAGUAAAAAGAUGGCCUUAGAUAUGAAUGGACGACGGGAACGGGAACGAUUAGAAGCAUGAACUGCAAUACGCCACACCACCAACCCCGGUGCGUAGCACACCACAUCCAUUACUCGCGUUAUCGGCUUCACACAUCAUAUGAUAAUUGCAUAGCGGCGCAUUGGGAGCGUACAGGUUAAAACCCACUCAUGGU
Messenger RNA from Alternaria alternata, 1680 nucleotides. RefSeq names its product mitochondrial carrier. Gene Ontology annotation, biological process: mitochondrial transmembrane transport. The coding region runs from base 270 to 1547 and encodes 425 amino acids. The record is from RefSeq and is a predicted model, not a curated record. NCBI's taxonomy places the organism in Eukaryota, Fungi, Ascomycota, Dothideomycetes, Pleosporales, Pleosporaceae. The transcript has 2 exons.